Etheostoma spectabile (orangethroat darter) is the source of this 1391-nucleotide messenger RNA. RefSeq names its product ribonuclease H1 (gene rnaseh1). Gene Ontology annotation, biological process: DNA replication, removal of RNA primer. NCBI's taxonomy places the organism in Eukaryota, Metazoa, Chordata, Actinopteri, Perciformes, Percidae. The coding region runs from base 374 to 1198 and encodes 274 amino acids. The record is from RefSeq and is a predicted model, not a curated record. Gene Ontology annotation, molecular function: magnesium ion binding; RNA-DNA hybrid ribonuclease activity; nucleic acid binding. The transcript is spliced from 8 exons.
CUAGUGCUUGUCAACUGUGUCAACAUUACUUUCUUGGUCUUUUCUUUGUUGCGGCACCUUUCAAAAUUUUCAGACAUUUAACUUUGAAGACCACAGCAGAAGUUAUACUGUUGUCAUAUUGAUUAUUAGGAGUACUUUUUUUUUAGCGUUUGUGUGGUUUUUUUUAGGUGAUUCAGAGCAACAAUCUAGCUAGCUAAUAACGUGACUAGCUAGUAUUUGCAUCCUUUUACGUUAACGUUGCGUGCUGCUGAAUUUGACCCAACUUUUACCGUUUAUAUAGCUAGCGAAACACACAUUGACGUUAUUGUGUUUUUUGAGUUCACGUCACGAUGCUGGCCACCUCCGUGUCAUGGCGGUGUCUUGGUAGACAGUGAUGUUAGGACUGACUGGUCUUUUCAGAGCAGUAACGUUACGCAGAGCCGUCUGCAGCGCCGCCGACGACAUGGCGAAGGGAAAGUUUUUCUACGCUGUCAAGAAGGGAUUCAAACCAGGGGUGUACAGUUCAUGGGAUGAAUGUAAGAGCCAGGUGGACAAAUUUCCAGCUGCCGCUUUCAAGAAGUUUGCAUCAGAGAAAGAUGCCUGGGCGUUCUUCAGAGGAGAGGAACCUUCUGCAGUACCAAAAGUGAAUAAAGUGGCUCAGAGUGUGGAGUCGGCCGCCGCUCUGCUUCCUAAAAGAGGCCCGGAGCCUCUGGAGUACAUCCCUCUUGGUAAGAAGAGAUGUCACUCAGACAAGGAGGUGGAGUCCCCUCCCAAACGAGUCAAACAGUCAGAAAGCUCGUCUUCAGAAAGCACAGACGGAUUCACCUACAUGGGUGACGCUGUGGUGUUUCACGGACGGUGCUUUCUCCAAAAACGGGGGCGGAAAGGAGCCCCGGGAGGAACGGAGGUACUGGGGACACAAAACCCCCCGCUGCUACAAAAUGUGUUGGGGCCUGAAAAGGGGGCUCCGGGCAAAAGAUUUUUUCACACAAAGCAAAUUCAAAUCAACGGUGUGACCAGCUGGGUGAAGAACUGGAAGCUGAACGGCUGGCGGCUGAAAUCUGGAGGUGAGAUCACAAACAAAGAGGACUUUGUGAAGCUGGACCGGCUGAACGCAGAGCUGGAGGUGGUCUGGAUGCAUAUUCCCGGUCACGCCGGCUACCGAGGCAACGAGGAGGCCGACAGGCUGUCGAGAGAAGGAGCAGUGAAGCCUUCAUAGCAGCGGGCGGAGACGAUGUCAGAGAUCUGCUGCAGGACUGGUCCUGUGUUCUCUGCUUUGAUACAGACGGUUGUUUUGUCUUUUCAACAAGCGUUUGUGGCUGAACUGGAAGAGGGAAGUCUGAGUUUUGUCUGUUAAAUGUUAAUUUUAAUUAUGUGUUUUGGCUCUGAAUAAAAUUUCUAUUUCAACCGGC